Messenger RNA from Acanthosepion pharaonis, 738 nucleotides. NCBI's taxonomy places the organism in Eukaryota, Metazoa, Mollusca, Cephalopoda, Sepiida, Sepiidae. The record is from the annotation of a GenBank genome assembly.
AUGAGCAAAAAAGGAUUAUCUUUAUCCAAUCAUCUGCGUCGGUCUAAUUCGUAUCUAUCGAGCAUUGCCGAAGGAACGCAGUCGGUUGGCUCAUCCUGUCCAUCAACCGUGGCUACAAUUGGCAGUCAUUUCUCCAACGGCGGUGUUAACACAAGAUGUCAGUCUCUGAACGGAAGCUCUCCCCGGUCAACACUCGCCGAUGCGACGCACAAAUCGACAGAAGAGUUGAUAUCCACGCUUAAAAAAGAAGAGGAGGAAAAUAUCUCGAAAAGAACACGAGCCUCGUGGGAUAACAAAUUUCAGUAUAUCUUAGCAGUCAUUGGCUAUGCUGUCGGCUUGGGAGCUUUCCUUAUUCCUUACACACUGAUGCUAGCUUUAGAGGGCAUCCCGAUUUUUUUCCUUGAAUUGGCAAUCGGACAACGCAUGCGCAAAGGUGCCAUUGGAGCAUGGAAUCAAAUUUCUCCCUAUUUGGGCGGCAUUGGUCUCUGCUGUGCCAUGAUUUCCUUCAUCGUCGGACUUUAUUACAACACAAUAAUCGCUUGGUGUCUCUAUUAUUUAGUCCUCAGUUUUCGAAGUACUCUUCCUUGGAGGGCCUGUCCAACCACACAGAUUGGAAAAUACAAAAAUGAGACGCGUAUCAUCGAAGAAUGCAGGACCAAUUCUAACUCCCUCUCCUUUUAUCUUUUCCGUUCUCUUUAUUUCCUUCUUUCCUCCCUUUGCCUUUCAAAUUUCCUGUGA